Molecule: messenger RNA, 1762 nt
Organism: Hordeum vulgare subsp. vulgare (domesticated barley)
Lineage: Eukaryota; Viridiplantae; Streptophyta; Magnoliopsida; Poales; Poaceae
Product: factor of DNA methylation 1-like
Exons: 9
Coding region: 263-1324 (353 amino acids)
Biological process (GO): gene silencing by siRNA-directed DNA methylation
Source: RefSeq, a predicted model, not a curated record
GAACGCACCGCCCUCGCUGCCCACUAGUGGAGUAGUAUCUCUACCCCCGCUCUUUGCUUGCCUCAGACGCUGCUUGCCAUUAACCCCCUGCCCACACCCCCCGCAUUUACCAAUCCAUCCAGGAAAACGAAGAAAGCAAGUAACCCCAAAGCUCUCUAGUCUUUGCCGUGAGGAAUCGACAGAGAUACUCGAUUCCAUCCGAUCUGUUAAGGGGGCGCUGUUGCAUCCAACAAAUAGGUUUUACUUCUCCUGCCGAGGCUAUAUGGCUGAGAAUGAGACAGGAGGCGCACAUCAUUUGCCUGCAAGCUCUGAUGUGUUGGCUUCUAAUCUUCACUCCAGGGUGGAGUUCCACAAGAAUGCCUACUUGGACUACGUUAGGAUCAGUGAUGCGCUUCACUGUGUCAUGGAGGAAAAAGCAAAGCUUCAGCUAGAACAGAAUACGACGGGGCAACUGGUCGCUGAAAAGGACAAACUGAUCACUGAGAAGGGCAAGCUGGUCGCUGAAAAGGACAAACUGAUCACUGAAAAGGACAACCUGGUCGCUGAAAAGGACAAACUGAUCGCUGAACUGAAAACAAAGAAUGAAAAACAGGCAGCAGAGAUUGAAUCUCUUAAGGAACAGCUCGCAGCAAGGGAGUCGAGCAAUCCACUACUGGCACUGGAGGGAAGUGUUCUUCAGAGUAGCCAGUCUAGAAGAGUGCAUACAAGAUCAAUGCAUAAACGGACACGAGAAUCUGAUGGCAAUGGUGAAGUUGCUGAUGAGUAUGCUGUUAUGGACAAUCCUGAUCAAGGUUUAAGCACUGAGCUUGAGAAUGCUAAAAACGCACUUUCUGAUAUAGAUUCUGAGCUGAUGAAGGGAUUCAUGUAUAUUAGUGCUGCAUCACGGAAGAUUGCAAUAAAGAACAUAGGCCAAUUGAGCGACAAGCCCUUCCAACAGGCAUGCCUUAAUAAGCUGCCUCCAGAAGAAGCUUCAGCGAAAGCUUCUGAGUUGCACAACUUUUGGCAGAAGCAGCUGCUGAACCCAGAGUGGAAUCCCUCCAAAAUUGUCAUGGAUGAAGGUAUCCCUAAGGAGAUUGAUGUCGAUGAUGCCGAUCUGCUAGAGCUACGUGCUGAAUGGGGUGAAGAGGUGUACAAGGCUGUGGUGAAUUGUUUGGUGGAAAUUGAAGAAUGUGGCAGGCUGACUGACAGAGCCAUCAUACCCGUGAUUUGGAAUUACAAGGAGGACAGAAAGGCCACUCGCAGUGAAAGUGUUGAGUACAUGUGCUACCAAGUGAAGCGUCUGAGCAGUCUGAGAGGCAGGGCGAUUCCAACUCGCAGGAACUGACUUUGUAGGAGCAAGGCAGGCUGGUGCAACAACAUGAAGGUCUGUCGUAUCCGACUCCAUUUUGGAAACAGGGGCAGUAGAAGUAGCAAACCUAUGGUGAAGAACUGAAGGCUGGAGAGUCUGAUUUUGUCGAAGAAUGAAACCGCAGCUGAUCGUCUGGCAGAACAUUGUCAUGAUCCGUGUGUUAUGAGAUCGUUUAGUACUACCUAACUACCUGGAACCUUAAAAUAGAUUAACGCAAGCAGCUCUUUUGCCCGUCGUAUUUUAGGUUUCAGUGUUCUUCUAGACUCUCCAGCAGCAAUUCAGCGGUACCUAGAUUGCUUUGAACUGUAAAGCUUGAUGUCUGAUGCCGGCAACUUUUGCAUCGUUGCACUGUCGUGCUGCACUGCAAACGACAUCCAUUAAACUAGCCGUUUAAAUGAUCUCUUGCCUGUUUUA